Messenger RNA from Gambusia affinis (western mosquitofish), 1311 nucleotides. Its product is annotated as aldo-keto reductase family 1 member B1-like. The transcript has 10 exons. Gene Ontology annotation, molecular function: aldose reductase (NADPH) activity. The record is from RefSeq and is a predicted model, not a curated record. Gene Ontology annotation, cellular component: cytosol. Lineage: Eukaryota; Metazoa; Chordata; Actinopteri; Cyprinodontiformes; Poeciliidae. The coding region runs from base 201 to 1151 and encodes 316 amino acids.
GGCCUAAUUUCAUGACACCUUAAAAAAAAUCUCAUUUUAACAGCCACACCCCUUUUUCAAUGUGUAGUCACAGGGCUGGUGACUUUAACCCCUCCCAUUUCACAAUCAAAUAAAAGGCUGCCUGCAUCUUCGGCGGGCAUCUUUUGCUUAAUCAGCUGCUUUCGGAACCACCUAGUUAGAUUGGACAUAGAAAAUUCAAGAUGAUUCCUGCAGUUACGCUCUACAAUGGAGCCAAAAUGCCCAUAGUUGGUCUGGGAACAUGGAGGGCCGAACCAGGGAAGGUCACCGAGGCUGUGAAGUUGGCUAUAAGCAGCGGCUACAGGCACAUAGAUGGUGCCUUCGUCUAUGAGAACGAAGGAGAAGUUGGGGAAGGAGUGCGCGCCAUGCUUGAACAAGGAGUGACAAAAAGAGAGGAUUUAUUCAUCGUCAGUAAGCUAUGGUGCACCUUCCAUGUUCCAUCGCUGGUAAGGGGAGCAUGUGAGAAAACUCUCAAAGACUUGAAACUGGACUAUGUGGACCUUUACCUUUUACACUUCCCAGUAGGGAUGCAGCCAGGGGAAAAGAUUUUUCCAUCAGACGAGAACAACGAAAUCAUUUGUGAUGACAGCUACUUCCUGGACACAUGGGGGGCAAUGGAGAAGCUGGUGGAUGACGGUUUGGUCAAAGCCAUAGGUGUCUCAAACUUCAACAAAGACCAGAUUGAAGCCAUUCUCAACAAGCCUGGCCUCAAAUACAAACCAGCCAACAAUCAGAUUGAGUGCCACCCAUAUCUAACCCAAGAGAAAAUGAUCAACUAUUGCCACUCAAAGGGCAUCACGGUUACAGCUUUCAGCCCCCUGGGAUCCCCAGACAGACCCUGGGCUUCCUCUGAUGACCCCCGUCUUCUGGAGGAUACUACCAUCUUGGCCAUUGCUAAAAAGUACAACAAAUCUCCAGCACAGGUUCUCAUGCGUUUCCACACACAGAGGAAUGUGGCAGUCAUCGCCAAGUCUGCAACACCAAGUCGGAUUAAGGAGAACUUCCAGUUGUUUGACUUUGAGUUAAGCCAAGACGACGUGAAAACGAUCCUGGGCUUGAACAGGAACUACAGAGGAUUCCCAGCAAAGUGGGCCGUAAAGCAUAAAGACUACCCCUUCAAUGCAGAAUACUAGCCAAAUGCAGCGCUGUUUCUGUUUGAUUCUUCUUUGUGGAAAAAAAGGAUGAACAUACUGUUCAAUUAAACUACUACCCAAUUAUCGUCUAUGGAACUUGCAGAAAAUGUCACCAAAAUAAUUGUUCAUGAAUGGUUAGACAGACAUUAAAAAGGAAAAU